AUGGCGGUUGGUCUCGACGAGACGCUCAGCGAUUGCUUCGAAAAGUUCACCAAUUUUCGUCAAACGUUCACACUUCAAGAAGAGGUCUACUGCGAGAUCCAUCUCAUUCUGCUGCAUUUCGCGCAAAUGGAGCUCGCCGCCGAUGGCGUCGACGUCGCGCCGAUUCGACGCUGCCGUUCGGCGAAUAUCCGUUCGACCAUCGCCGAAAUGAUGCCGCAAUUCGUGUUUCGCGACAGUCAGGAGCAUCGAAUCAACGAAAUGCUCGUCGAGUUCGAGGCGACGCAACGCGCCGAUUGUCUCGUUCUCAAAGAUAUCCGACGAAUCAGUUUGAUGAUCAAAAUCAUGAAGAAAUAUCGAGAGGUUCGCGAGACCGAUGACGGCUACGAGACGGACCCUGGACGCGAAAUUCCGCGGCCAUCUCUACUGGAAACAUUUUUUAAAAUCUCUAUCAACUUUUAUUAA
Messenger RNA from Caenorhabditis bovis, 462 nucleotides. NCBI's taxonomy places the organism in Eukaryota, Metazoa, Nematoda, Chromadorea, Rhabditida, Rhabditidae. The record is from the annotation of a GenBank genome assembly.